Aphidius gifuensis is the source of this 1770-nucleotide messenger RNA. RefSeq names its product alpha-glucosidase-like. The transcript has a single exon. The record is from RefSeq and is a predicted model, not a curated record. Lineage: Eukaryota; Metazoa; Arthropoda; Insecta; Hymenoptera; Braconidae. Gene Ontology annotation, biological process: carbohydrate metabolic process. The coding region runs from base 1 to 1770 and encodes 589 amino acids.
AUGCAGCGUUAUUCACUAUUUUUAAUAGUGUUCUUUGCUGUACUUAAUUUGUACAUUAUUGAUGCCACCAUCAACGAUGUUCCUGAAGACGAAUGGUGGCACAACUCAUUUAUCUAUGAGCUAUAUAUCCAAAGUUUCAAGGACAGUAACGGUGAUGGUCUUGGUGAUUUGAAUGGAGCUACAAGUAAAUUGGAACACAUAAAAGAUCUAGGAAUUUCAACAGUAUGGAUAACUCCAUUUUAUAAAAGUCCAAUGAUUGAUUUUGGAUAUGAUAUUACUGAUUUUAAAGGUAUUGAUCCACUGUUUGGUAAUUUUAAUGAUUUUGACCGACUUAUUCAAAAAGCCAACUCAUUGGAUAUGAAAAUAGUACUUGACUUUGUGCCAAAUCACACAUCUGAUCAGCAUCCUUGGUUUGUUAAAAGUGUUAAAAGAAUAAAACCAUAUGAUGAUUAUUACAUUUGGUUUGAUGGAAAAAUAGUCAAUGGAACAAGACAGCCACCAACCAAUUGGCUGAGUAUUUUUCAUAUUUCAGCUUGGACUUGGAAUGAACAACGACAACAAUAUUACUAUCAUGGAUUUACAAAAUCUCAACCAGAUUUGAAUUUUCGUAACCCACGAGUUAAUAAUGAAAUGAAAAAAAUUCUACGAUUUUGGCUUAAAAAAGGAAUUAAAGGUUUUCGAGUUGAUACUAUUCCUAGUCUUGUUGAAGGAAAUCCAGAUGAAGAAUUUCCAUUAAAAGAUCAACCAAAAAGAAUAAAUUCCCCCUUUCCAGAUGGCCAUUAUCUCAGUCAAGUUCGACCGUACUCGUAUGAUCCAACUGGAUCUUAUCCAAUAUUUAAAACUUGGCGUGAUGUUCUUGAUGGAUAUUCAAAGCAAAAAAAAUUACUUCUUGCUGAAGCAUAUUUUCAACCAGAAAAACUAAAUUACACAAUGAAUUAUUACAAUUAUGGAGCAGAUGUGCCGAUGAAUGUAUUUCUCAUUGGUAUUUAUGAAAAUAAAACUUCAAUAAGUGGAUUAUUGAAUCUAAUUGAACCCUACUUGGAGGCGAUUCCAAAAGGUAAAUCGCCAAAUUGGGUAUUUGAUAAUCAUGAUCGUUCACGAGCUGCAACACGAUUUGGACGAGAUCGAGCUGAUCAAAUGACAAUGUUUACAGCAGUAUUACCUGGUAUUGUUGUUGUUUAUCAAGGAGGAGAAAUUGGUAUGGAGGAUCGUCCAACAACAUGGGAAGAAACAAUUGAUCCACCUGGUUGUAAUUUGGGUCCUGAUGAAUAUCAUAUUGGAUCGAGAGAUCCAAAUCGUUCGCCAUUCCAGUGGGAUAAUACAACUAGUGCUGGUUUCUCGAAAAAUAAUAAAACAUGGCUACCAGUACAUGAAAAUUAUAAAACAUUAAAUCUUGCUGCACAAAAAUUAGCACAAAAUUCACAUUAUCAUAUUUUUAAAAAAGCUGUUGCGUUAAAAAAAAUACGAGCUAUUCGUGAGGGUAAAAUAAAAUUUAUAAAUGUCAAUGAGAAAGUGCUAAUUGUUAUUCGAUGUCCAGAUGAAAAUCUAGAAAAUAUCGAGAGUCUAGACAGAGAUGAUUUAAUUGUUUUACUAAUUAAUUUUACUGAUGGUCCUAUUGAUGUUAAUCUGGCUGAUUAUUUACAUGUUAAAAAAUUUAAUAUGAUGGUUUACGUUGCAAGUCUUACAUCACACAUAAAAGCUGGUUCUCGAAUUAAAACUGAUAAUAUUUAUCUGCCACCUGCUGCUUCAGUUAUAUUGAGACAAAUUUAA